CGUUUAUGGCGAUGAAUUAUAGAUUAAAGGGAGGCUGAAAAUGCAGAUUGGCUCCUGUACACAAACCAUCACCUCAUCCACGGAUGACUGAGGAGAUGCGAGCAGAAGACCCCUGGUGAAGUGUUCCAGCAUUUACAUUCAGCCAUCAGUCAUCAUCUCUAUGUCUGACAGCUUUCAGUUACGGACUCACAGCACGAUGCGUGGAUUCUGUAGAGACGGGACAGCCGUGGCUCUCGCGCUCUUGAACGCUUUGAUGCUUGUCGCUGCAGCGGACGCGGAGCGCGCGUUUACAGAUCAUUUUCUCGUGCAGUUGCGCGAGGGGACAGCCGGAGAUGCUCAGCAACUUGCCCUGGAGCAUGGCUUUAGAAGUGCAAGGAAGGUUUCCUUCGGCGAGGGGUUAUUUCAUUUCUACCCACAAGAUACCCCGAAAACUCGGAGGAAGCGCAGUCUUCACCACCACCAUCAGCUGGUCAAAGAUCAACGGGUGAAAAAUGUGUUUCCCCAGGAGAAUUUUGGCCGUCAAAAGAGAGGCUACAGAGACAUCAGCAACAUGGAUGUUAAUAUGAGCGACCCACUUUUCACCAAACAGUGGUAUCUUAUAAACACAGGCCAGGCGGAUGGAACCCCAGGGCUGGACCUUAAUGUGGCAGAGGCCUGGAGCAUGGGCUAUACCGGCCAAGGGGUCACCAUUGCCAUCAUGGACGAUGGUAUUGAUUAUCUACACCCAGACCUCGCCUUGAAUUACAAUGCUGAAGCCAGCUUUGACUUUAGUAGCAAUGACCCGUACCCUUAUCCCCGGUACACAGAUGACUGGUUUAACAGUCAUGGAACUAGAUGUGCUGGAGAGGUGUCUGCAGUGUCCAACAACAACAUCUGUGGGGUGGGUGUGGCCUACAACUCCAAAGUGGCAGGGAUUCGUAUGUUGGACCAGCCCUUCAUGACAGACAUCAUCGAAGCUUCUUCCAUCAGCCACAUGCCGCAGGUCAUUGACAUCUACAGCGCCAGCUGGGGCCCAACCGAUGAUGGCAAAACAGUGGACGGCCCCCGUGAGCUCACCCUGCAGGCAAUGGCAGAUGGGGUCAAUAAGGGCCGAGGUGGAAAGGGAAGCAUCUAUGUGUGGGCCUCCGGAGAUGGCGGUAGCUAUGACGACUGUAACUGUGAUGGUUACGCCUCCAGCAUGUGGACCAUCUCUAUUAACUCGGCCAUCAAUGAUGGACGCACUGCACUUUAUGACGAGAGCUGCUCGUCCACGCUCGCCUCCACCUUCAGCAACGGACGUAAACGAAACCCUGAAGCUGGCGUGGCCACCACAGAUCUGUAUGGAAACUGCACACUGCGUCAUUCAGGCACAUCUGCUGCUGCACCCGAGGCUGCUGGCGUCUUUGCUUUGGCAUUGGAGGCCAAUCCAAACCUGACCUGGAGAGACCUGCAACACCUGACUGUGCUCACGUCUAAGAGGAAUAAACUGCACGACGAGGUUCACCAGUGGAGAAGAAAUGGCGUGGGUCUGGAGUUCAAUCAUCUGUUUGGUUAUGGUGUGUUAGAUGCUGGAGGGAUGGUGAAACUCGCCCGCGAAUGGAAGAGCGUUCCAGAACGCUUCCACUGUGUGGCCGGAUCCGUGCAGGAGACACACAAAAUACAGUCAGGCAAUAAACUGGUGCUCACAAUCACAACCGAUGCCUGCCAGGGAAAGGACAACUUCGUACGCUAUCUAGAGCACGUGCAGGCCGUCGUCACCGUUAACGCCAGUCGCCGCGGAGACCUCAACAUCAACAUGACGUCACCCAUGGGCACCAAGUCCAUCCUGUUGAGCCGCAGACCCCGGGAUGAUGACGCCAAAGUGGGAUUCGACAAAUGGCCCUUUAUGACCACCCAUACGUGGGGCGAGGAUCCUCGUGGCACCUGGCUCCUGGAGGUGGGUUUCCAGGGAGAGAAUCCACAGAACGGUGUGUUGAAAGAAUGGACCCUCAUGCUGCAUGGAACCCAAAGCGCACCUUACAUAGAGCAGGUGGUGAGGGACUACCAGUCCAAACUAGCCAUGUCCAAAAAAGAAGAGCUGGAGGAGGAAUUAGAUGAAGCGGUGGAGAGGAGCUUAAAAAGCCUUCUGAGUAAAAGCAACUAGCCACGUGCAUGAUAUCUGACCCGAUCUCUCUCUGUAUUAGCAUAUAUUCCUUUCUGCUUGAUCAUCUUUUCUUUGUGUGAAUAUUUGAUAAAUGUAUGAAUUUUCGAAAUGGUACAGUGACCCCGACACCUAACAAUGUCCAAAUGGCAUAAAAUGGACUUGCAUUUUGAGAGGAAUUAACAUAAACAUCAGCUUGGAUUAAAAGUAGACAGAAACAUGCAAAGUAUGGCUUUAUUUGGACAUUUCACAUGACACUAAAACAUCUUUAAAUGUGACUCGAGUGUCCAAAUGCUGUAGGUCCCACCAUGAAAAUAUCACAUCCUUCAUUUGAUGUUCCUUUUUUACUCUUUACAGAAAUGUAUAUAAAGCAAAUAUAUCUAUAUACUUUAAUAUGUUCUUGCCUAACUCGCUGUCUUUCGCCUCUGCUGUACAGUUUGUGACUGUAAUCAGUUUGUGUGACUCUUUUUAGUUUAGUAACUUGAAACUCAAAGCAGUGCUAUUUCUUCCUGUUUUACUUUUUGUGAGAUGAUUUUGUUUUUAUCAAAUGAAGCGAUGUGCCAUUUUACUGUUUAUGGCCAAACAAAGCAUAUUUCAGAGCAUUCACUAUAUAUAAUAAAUCUAUUUAUCUGUUUGUUAAA
Molecule: messenger RNA, 2760 nt
Organism: Paramisgurnus dabryanus
Lineage: Eukaryota; Metazoa; Chordata; Actinopteri; Cypriniformes; Cobitidae
Gene: pcsk2
Product: proprotein convertase subtilisin/kexin type 2
Biological process (GO): peptide hormone processing
Cellular component (GO): neuron projection; membrane
Molecular function (GO): serine-type endopeptidase activity
Source: RefSeq, a predicted model, not a curated record